Neltuma alba is the source of this 2919-nucleotide messenger RNA. RefSeq names its product probably inactive leucine-rich repeat receptor-like protein kinase IMK2. Gene Ontology annotation, biological process: protein phosphorylation. The transcript is spliced from 3 exons. The coding region runs from base 95 to 2560 and encodes 821 amino acids. Gene Ontology annotation, molecular function: protein kinase activity; protein binding; ATP binding. The record is from RefSeq and is a predicted model, not a curated record. NCBI's taxonomy places the organism in Eukaryota, Viridiplantae, Streptophyta, Magnoliopsida, Fabales, Fabaceae.
GAAGAAGAUGAAGAAGCUAUAAACAGAGACUGUCCUUUGAUUAUCCAUUGUUGUUCCCACCACCCUUUAAACGAAAAAGACAUCUUCCUCCUGCAUGGGAAACAAUAAUCGGUUUGCCGAAAAGUUUCCCACAAAUGAAGGAAGACCCGUUUCUCGUUUCUUCGUCUCCCUCAUUAUGGUUCUUCAAGUUCUGGCAUUUACGUUUCAACCAGUCUCAGGAGGCCAUUCGUGGGAUGGUGUGAUUGUUACACAAGCCGAUUAUCAGGCUCUGCGAGCUAUAAAGCGAGAAUUCAUCGAUUUCAGAGGAGUUCUGAGGAGCUGGAAUGACAGUGGAAUUGGAGCUUGUUCUGGUGGGUGGGCAGGAAUCAAGUGCGUGAAGGGACAGGUUAUUGCAAUCCAGCUUCCAUGGAGGGGAUUGGGUGGUCGAAUUUCCGAGAAAAUCGGAUCGCUUCAAGCUCUUAGGAAGCUGAGUCUACACGACAAUGUACUAGGUGGUCCUGUCCCUUGGUCUCUUGGCUUCCUUCCUAAUCUCAGAGGAAUCUACCUCUUCAACAAUAGGCUUUCAGGUUCUGUCCCUCCUUCCAUUGGCAGGAAUAGCCCACUGCUUCAGUCUAUUGAUUUUAGCAAUAACUCGCUCUCAGGUACUAUCCCUCCUAGCUUAGUAAACUCUACUAGAUUAUACAGACUCAAUUUGAGCUUUAACUCUCUUUCUGGCUCUAUUCCUAGAACUUUCACUAUGGUUCCUUCUUUAACUUUUCUUGCUCUUCAACACAACAAUCUUUCUGGUUCUAUCCCAGAUUCAUGGGGUAGUGGAAUGGGAAAAAACCAAACUUACAAUCUUCAAAUCUUGACCCUCGAUCACAAUCUCAUUUCUGGAACCAUUCCGGUUUCUUUGAGUGAGAUGGGAUUUCUCCAAGAGAUUUCUCUUAGCCAUAACCAGAUGAAAGGGUCUAUUCCAAGUGAGCUCGGCGGGCUUUCGAGGCUUCAAACUCUUGAUCUAUCAAACAAUGGCAUUAAUGGUAGCUUCCCAGAUAAUUUUGACCAGUUAAAAAACCUUACUGUGCUUAACCUGCAUAAUAAUAAGCUUGAGGGUGAAAUCCCAUCAACAAUUGGGAACUUCUCAGUGAUCACGCAGAUUGACUUCUCUGAAAAUAAACUCGUGGGAGAGAUUCCAGAUUCACUUACCAAGCUUGCAAAUUUGACCUCUUUUAAUGUUUCUUACAACAAUCUCUCUGGCCUUGUUCCAUCCCUCCUCUCCAAAAGAUUCAAUUCUAGCUCCUUUGCUGGGAAUCUCCAACUCUGUGGGUAUGUCCCUUCAAAACCAUGCCCUUCUUCUUCACCCCCACCUCAGAAUCCUCCAUCUCCAUCCCCAAAACCUUCAUUGAACCCACACCACCGUAAACUAAGCACCAAGGACAUAAUCCUCAUAGUAGCAGGUGCUCUUCUUGUCAUUCUUCUUCUACUUUGCUGCGUUUUGCUUUGCUGUUUGGUCAGGAAGAGAGCAGCCGCUAAAGAAAAGAAUGGGAAUAUUGCCAAAACAUCCGCUGCUGCUGGUACUGCACGAAGUGCAGGAAAAGGAGGUGAAGUUGAAUCAGGAGGUGAAGCAGGAGGGAAGCUAGUUCACUUUGAUGGCCCAUUUGUUUUUACGGCUGAUGACCUCUUGUGCGCUACUGCUGAGAUUAUGGGAAAAAGCGCUUAUGGAACAGCAUACAAGGCAACGCUAGAGGAUGGGAACCAGGUUGCUGUGAAGAGGUUGAGGGAGAAGACAACCAAAGGGCAGAAGGAGUUCGAAACUGAGGUUGCUGCACUCGGUAAAAUUAGACACCCAAAUCUGCUGGCACUUAGAGCAUACUACAUGGGACCAAAGGGAGAGAAGCUUCUUGUCUUUGAUUACAUGACCAAAGGAAGUCUAGCAUCGUUCCUCCACGCUAGGGGCCCGGAAAUUGUCAUAGACUGGCCAACAAGGAUGAGAAUAGCCCUUGGAGUAACCCGCGGCCUAUGCUACCUGCAUACAGAAGAGAACAUAGUACACGGAAAUCUCACCUCAAGCAACAUACUCUUGGAUGAGCAGACAAAUGCCCAUAUCACAGACUUUGGUCUCUCAAGGCUAAUGACCACGUCAGCAAACAGCAACAUCAUAGCCACUGCAGGAAACCUUGGUUAUAAUGCACCAGAGCUCACAAAGACCAAGAAACCAAACACAAAAACUGAUGUCUAUAGUCUUGGUGUCAUCAUUUUGGAGCUCUUAACUGGAAAACCUCCUGGUGAACCAACCAAUGGCUUGGACUUGCCACAGUGGGUUGCAUCCAUAGUGAAGGAAGAAUGGACUAAUGAAGUGUUUGAUUUGGAGCUCAUGAGGGAUGCACCAGCUAUUGGCGAUGAACUGCUUAAUACCCUGAAAUUAGCUCUUCACUGUGUGGAUCCAUCCCCAGCUGCUAGGCCUGAAGUUCAGCAGAUUCUUCAGCAACUGGAGGAGAUCAAGCCAGAUUCUUCUGUGGAUGAUGAUGGAGCAAAAGCCCCAGAAACCGAGCAAAAAGCCCCAGAAACUGAGCAAACUUGAGAUUUGUUCUUAUUUGAUAUAUCACAGGGAGAAUUUUCAGUUUCUUUAUUGUAGGGGAGAAAGAUAGAUAUCAAGCGAGACUUGGCAGAUUUCCGUUCAGCAGAUUCUGGAGCAUAUGUAGAUCAAGCUGGACUUAGCUUCUGCCGCUUCAGAGGAUGAUGGAGCAAACGUCGCAGAGUUCUCAGUCGAUUUCAUUAAUAGAUUUUAGUCACUAUCAUAGGAGAGAAAGAAAUAUGAUGUUCUUGGUUUCUUUUAUUCUUUUAUUGGUUUAUUUAUUUUGUUAUGUAUAUAGAAGCCAUUAAUGGUUGAUUCUUUUAUAUGUACUAAAUUUUCUGAAUAAACUAUAUACUUCCAUUUGA